GGGGCCACCCUACCGGUUCUAUUGUUUACGAUCCAAGAGCGUCGGCUUACUUUUUACUUAAGAACUGAUUUAUAAGAGGAAAUAUCACUUCCCGCCAUUAUAUAGAAGACCCGUCAGUUAAGAUGGUUGUACUUGACAACCCCAGACGAUAUUUCCACGUCUUGACGUGGCAAGCUCCGAGCCUGGCCAUAAAAAGUCGCGCAGCUAAAUUUCGCGUGUUUGUAGUUCCCGGGGAAACAGUGUUAAAUGCGCCUCCUUUGGAGGAGCGAAUCCACGCCACCCCCUUGUGACAGGUAACGAUGACACUUUUGGUACAUAAAACGUUUCGGUAUUCAACAGAGAGCACGAAGGAUAGAGAGUCAAAAAGCAACGUGAGUUCAAAUAAAUUUUCCGGGCCAUAAAACAGUGCUGUUGAUUGCCAGUGGAGACAUGAUAACCAAAAUGUCCACCAUAGUGUCCGGUAGGGUACGAUCCCGGAGCCGGCCCUCACAGCUUUGGGAGAUUCGGACGCGUACUCGUGUGUUUAGCUUGGCGACCCUAUAUGAAGUAUGGAUUCUGAUAAAAUCUUGUAGGAGAUAUACCUGCUGUGC
Messenger RNA from Babjeviella inositovora NRRL Y-12698, 590 nucleotides. RefSeq lists its product as uncharacterized. Lineage: Eukaryota; Fungi; Ascomycota; Pichiomycetes; Serinales. The record is from RefSeq and is a predicted model, not a curated record. The coding region runs from base 123 to 290 and encodes 55 amino acids. The transcript has a single exon.